Molecule: messenger RNA, 6974 nt
Organism: Pleuronectes platessa (European plaice)
Lineage: Eukaryota; Metazoa; Chordata; Actinopteri; Pleuronectiformes; Pleuronectidae
Product: polyamine-transporting ATPase 13A3
Exons: 34
Coding region: 1730-5452 (1240 amino acids)
Biological process (GO): polyamine transmembrane transport; intracellular calcium ion homeostasis
Cellular component (GO): late endosome membrane
Molecular function (GO): ATP hydrolysis activity; ATPase-coupled monoatomic cation transmembrane transporter activity; P-type ion transporter activity
Source: RefSeq, a predicted model, not a curated record
AUUAAAAAGCGACGAUUUGGGCUCUUUUCCUCGGUGUUUGUGGCUGUGUGGUGGUGGAGUGAACGCGCUCCAUCUCUGCAACAGCAACGUGUUAAACUGCGAUCCGAGUUUAGAUCAUGUGGGUGGAAGGAACCAACUGGAGCUGAAGGUUCACAGUCACUGUGUUUGCACAUGGGUUCGUGGUGAAACACUAGAAACUGAUCUUGUUUUUUUUUUCGGUUUUUCUCAUUUAAAACACGUUGCAACUCGAUCAACGGAACAGUGGGUUGUUCAGGGUCCGUAGGAAGAAUCCACUGUCCAACACUUUGUUAUAAUGACUUGUGUUUGUAUAACUGGAAUUUGUUGAUACAUCUUAUGUAUCUUAAUCUAGAUGUAUCACAGUAAACAUAAACCACUGGUUCAGAGUGUACUUUCAGCUUCCAGCUGUUCCACUCUUAGAUCUCUGUGAGCAAGUUCGCAUCAGCCUUGCACAUCUGGACACUCCAGUUGUAUACAUGCAUAACAGGGCUGAACGAAAUGGGCAAAAAUAUAAAAACUAAAAUCUUCAUAUCAGUUCAUAUUGUUAAUUGUCACAAUAAAAUUCACAUAAUGUCUUGAUAAAAUGUUGCACGUGAGUGGAGGUUGUGGUUUUAAACCUUUUAUGAGCAAAGAAAGACAAACAAAUCUAAAGGCGAUCAGUUAUGUGUUAUACCUCCUCUGCUGCUUGAUAUAUAAAACCUAUCAAUAUAAAUUGGACUUUUUUGUUAUUUGUUGCUUUAAGGCUGUGGCUUGUGUUUUGUUUGUCUGGUCUGUUGGAAAAUAAAUCUUGCCCCAGGUCUUGUUCGGGGGAUCGAACCUGGCUUCUCUUUAUAUUAUCCCUGCAAGGAGCAUUCACACAGGUUGAUGCUGCCACCACCAGGGUUCACCUUAGAGAUGGUUUUCAUGGUGGCAUGAGUUGUUUAAUGCUCCAAUUGGGUCAUAGAGUCUGGUUAUACCUUUAAAUCAGUUUAAUAAAUGUAGUUUGACAUGUGAUCAUGUAUGUCAUUGUCAUAAUAAUAUCAAGCAGGGCAGCACAAGUUAAGUAUAAUUAGUUGUUUGUGUUGAGAGGUCUGGUGAGAGAGACCGUAAACCAUUAGUCAAACAUUACUGUAGGUGUGACUGUGUUGAGAGUGUGUGCCUGGUGCAAAGGUUUCCAUGUAUCUUAGCUUGACACCACAACAACGUUUCACACCGAUAUACCCAUUUAUCAUGAAGGGUUUCACGAAAUGUUAGUCGAUCAAAUCGGGGUCAUGCAGAGUGACAGGUUAGUGUGGAAUGAGGUUCGACUUGUUCAAAUCCUGAAGGUCAGUUGUGUCUUGAUCCAUUCGGUGACGCCACAGGAAAGUGCCAGUGACUGUUUCAAGAAGGAGUCCAACUCUGCAGCCCUGGACCUGGGAGGCUUUUCUCUGUCCUGAGUAAAGCUGAGCCCGACGGGAUCAACACUUGGAGAACUCAAAUUAUACCAGGGCUUUAAUUUUCCCCUCGGCUAAUGGUGUAGAACCGUUUCCUCAGCUCCUCUUCUCACUGGAAAAAGAAACACCAGUGCUGGUCUCUCUUUGGCUUCCUGUCAAAUUCGGGAUUGAUUUUAAGAUUUUAAACCGUCUGGCAGUGACACCAUCAAGUGUUGCCCCCUCAUACUCCCUGACUGAGGUCGACCAAACUGUCCUAAGAUCUAUAAGCUCAUCAGUCGAGUUGUUGCUCUUGUGACAGAAUGAAGACGAGAGAGGUGAAGAUUAUAAACAAAGGUCUUGAGGAUGAGAUGGAGGUGUGGGGCUACCGGCCCUGUCUGUGGAAGACCAUCCUGGUGGGCGUGGGUGUUGUCUGCUCCGGCGGUCUCCUCCUGCUGCUCCUCUAUUGGCUGCCUGAGUGGGGCGUCAAGGGCACCUGCACACACACCUCGCUGAGGGACGCACACACGCUGCUGCUCAGGACCACGGAUGAGUUCAGACAGUGGUUUCGAGCCAAAGCGCAUGUGAUGCUGGCUCCGUGGAAGAAACCCUUCGACAGCUUGGAUUUGUCCGCGACGGCUCAGCUGCCGAACGGAGACCACAGCGAGGAGCAUUAUGGGAAAUUGGCUCAAGGGCAGCCUGCUCAGAUCCACCACUUCACCCACCACAGCACUAAAUACUACUGGGAUGAUGAGACGCAGAACUUUGAGACCUAUAAAGGCUUGGAAGAUGUGAAUGUGAGCUGUGCAGGAAUCCACUCUGAACACAGCUCUGGACUCUGUACAACCCUGCAGGAGCACAGGAGGUUGUUUUUCGGGGAGAAUGAGAUCGCAGUGAGAGUGCCCUCUCUGUUCAAGCUCCUCAUUAAGGAGGUCCUGAAUCCGUUCUACAUCUUCCAGCUCUUCAGUGUGAUUCUGUGGAGCGCAGAGGACUACUACUAUUACGCCACGGCCAUCGUUUUCAUGUCCGUCAUCUCAAUAGCUACCUCGCUGUAUACCAUUAAAAAGCAAUAUGUGAUGCUGCAUGACAUGGUGGCGGCUCACAGUGUGGUGCGUGCUUCAGUGUGUAAAGGAAAUAAAGAAAUUGCAGAAGCCAUGUCGACAGAGCUCGUUCCCGGUGAUGUCGUCAUUAUUCCGGCCAACGGGAUGAUCAUGCCCUGCGACGCCGUGCUCAUCCACGGAACCUGCAUUGUAAAUGAGAGCAUGCUCACAGGGGAGAGCGUCCCAGUUACGAAGACCAGUCUGCCCAGUUCAGGUGAGGAUGCAGCCGUGAGCUACAACAUGGAGGAGCACAAGAGACACACCCUGUUCUGUGGCACCCACGUCAUCCAGACCCGCUUCUACACUGGUGAACUGGUGAAGGCUGUGGUGGUCCGAACAGGCUUCAGCACAGAGAAAGGCCAACUGGUGCGCUCCAUCCUCUACCCCAAACCCACAGACUUCAAGCUGUACCGAGACGCCUACCUGUUCCUGCUGUGUCUGGUGGGGGUGGCAGGGAUCGGCUUCAUCUACACCAUUGUCCUCAGUGUAAUGAACCAGGUUCCUGCUAAAACCAUCAUCAUUGAAUCUCUGGACAUCAUCACCAUCACGGUGCCCCCGGCCCUGCCAGCAGCGAUGACGGCCGGUAUCGUGUACGCACAGCGGCGUCUGAAACGCGUCGGCAUCUUCUGCAUCAGCCCCCAGAGGAUCAACAUGUGCGGUCAACUCAACCUGGUUUGCUUCGACAAGACUGGUACUUUGACGGAGGAUGGUUUGGACCUGUGGGGUAUCCAGAGAGCUGAAGCUGGCAGCUUCUCUCCUCCAGAGUCCGAAGCAGCUGAGCAGAGUCUGGUGAGCUCAGCGUUCGUGGCGGGCAUGGCCUCCUGCCACUCACUGACCAAGAUAGAGGGCGAACUCUCCGGAGACCCUCUGGACCUCAAGAUGUUCAGCGCCACAGGCUGGAUCCUGGAGGAGCCCAUAGAGGAGGAGACGGCGCUCCACAACCCCCUAAUGCCCACAGUGGUGCGACCUCCGAAGCACGUCGUCCCUGAAGCCAAUCAGAACAAUCCACUGGCUCAAAACAUGGAGCUUUCUCAAAUAUCAUCCUUUGAGAUCGGUAUCGUGCGUCAGUUCCCCUUCUCGUCGGCUCUGCAGAGGAUGAGCGUCGUGGUCCGGAGGUUAGGGGAGAAGCACAUGGAUGCCUACUUGAAAGGAGCGCCGGAGAUUGUGGCGAGCCUCUGCAAACAGCACACAGUCCCACAGAGUUUCACAGAGACUCUGGAGAGCUACACCAGGCAGGGCUUCAGGGUUAUUGCCCUGGCACACCGACAGCUGGAGUCCAAACUCUCCUGGCACAAAGUCCAGAGCCUCAGCAGGGUCCUGAUAGAGACCAACAUGGAGUUCCUUGGUUUGAUCAUCAUGCAGAACAAAAUAAAGCAGGAGACCGCCGGGGUUUUACGUGAAUUACGACAAGCCCACAUCCGCACCUUGAUGGUCACAGGUGACAACAUGCUGACGGCCAUAUCGGUGGCUCGAGACUGUGGGAUGGUCCGUGCACAUGAGCAGGUCGUUAUAGCAGAUGCUGUGCCCCCUAAAGAUUUCAAUCCUGCCACUAUCAUGUGGCACUACACUGAAAACCCCGCUCAGCCCACCAAGGACAAUCAGUCUGUGGAGAUAAAUCUGGAGGAAAGGGCGUAUGACAAGCGACAGCCUCCGCAGGAACAAAGCUAUCACUUCGCUGUGAGCGGCAAAGCCUUCGCUGUUAUCACCGAGCACUUCCCCCAACUCGUCCAAAAGCUCGCCCUAAGAGCCACAGUGUUUGCCCGAAUGGCUCCGGACCAGAAGACGCAGCUUGUGGAAAUCCUGCAGAGCAUCGACUACACUGUUGGGAUGUGUGGUGAUGGUGCUAAUGACUGUGGAGCUCUGAAGAGAGCUCACAGUGGGAUUUCUCUGUCUGAGCUGGAGGCGUCUGUGGCUUCACCGUUCACCUCCACCACCCCGAACAUCUCCUGUGUCCCCAACCUCAUCAGGGAGGGUAGAGCUGCCCUCAUUACGUCAUUCUGUGUUUUCAAGUUCAUGGCUCUCUACAGCAUCAUCCAGUACCUCAGUGUCACCCUGCUCUACUCUAUCCUCAGCAACUUAGGAGACUUUCAGUUCCUCUUCAUUGACAUCGCCAUCAUUCUCAUCAUCGCCUUUACAAUGAGUCUGAACCCUGCGUGGAAGGAGCUGGUGUGGCGUCGCCCUCCGUCCAGUUUGAUUUCCGGCCCACUACUCUGCUCCGUUCUGACCCAGAUCCUCACCUGCCUGUUCUUCCAAGUCCUGGUAUUUCUCUUAGUGCGGCAGCAGAGGUGGUACGAGACAUGGACCCCUCAGUCAGACGCCUGUAAUGUUUCCAGCUACAGUCUCACUCAGAGCUCGAACGUAUCAAGUCCUCACGACCACAAAAACAUCAAGAACUACGAGAACACCACCCUCUUCUACAUCUCCUCCUUCCAGUACUUGUGUGUGGCCAUCAUCUUCUCCAAGGGAAAACCAUUCAGACAGCCCAGCUACAAGAACUGGCCGUUCAUGCUUUCCUGCAUAGGUCUGUACACUUUCCUCCUCUUCAUCAUGCUGUAUCCUGUCCCUGCUAUCGACAGCUUCCUGGAGAUCGUGUGUGUUCCCCACGACUGGCGCGUUACACUGGUGGUUAUUGUUGUCGUGAAUGCGGCCGUGUCUUUCAUGCUGGAGAUUUUGAUCCUUGACAUCGUCCUGUGGAGGCUAGUUUUCAGAGGCAAUCAGGGGGUAACUCGCCCCUCAGCGUCCCCCGCUACUGCCAAACCUCAGGAGGCCAACAGCCGCUGGGGCUCGUCCUUCCUCUCUUGGCUGUUCUGUCGGAGAAACAAACCUCCCAGGGUGCGCUACAUGAACGUGGCCCUGGAGCUGCAGGACAACCCCGACUGGCCCCCCGGUCCCUCCACUGUCACGUACGCUAGUGAUGCUCAGUCCAGCAACUCAGCCGCCCUCUGACGCCAACGGGACCAACAGGCAAACUGCGGCAAGUCCCGAACCAGUUGAUGGAGCUCAGAGGUGUGACGGAUGGUCAGAUGAUUUUAUUUUGGAUGUGGACCCUGUCGGAUGCCAACGAAGAAGCCUUCAUAAAGAAGAGGCCUCCUACUGUACCAACUAACUGACACUGUGAGCUGCUCUUAUAAAAUAUUUUCUUUAAUUGUGCCUCGUCAACAAAAAUUCUAAAUGGACAAACUCGCUGCACUAGGAUUUUAGCCGUACUGUCAUGUCUCGCUGCUGAAACUGAAGCCAGAGGCCUGUCAGAGGAAUAGAUCAGUGUUUUCACACUGUGCAUUUAUCAGCUUUCUUGCUGCGAGGCUGGAACAACGUGGUCGUGUGUUUCAGAUUCUUCUGAUCCUAUGUGAAUUCAUUUUUAGUGUUCAGGUAUGACAGUUUUUGAUCUUUUUACUAUACAUGAGGUAUUUCUACAGAAUGAUAUGUACCAUUCCUUCAAUUUCUUAUUGUCCUCUACUUCCAAUGACAUACAACACGCAAAUACUACACUGGACAGUGAGUGUCAUAUGAGCCUUUCCAUUGUUUUACACAGUUUUCAUUAGCUGAUCCUGUAUCUGAACCAAGUGGACCAAGGCACAUUUUCAUCAGAUAUUUUUAGUUUAACAUCAGAUUAAUUCAUCAUGAGAUACAAAAGAAAAUGUCUUCCACUAACAGCUGCUGCUAAAAUAUAAAAGCUGUGAAGCAAUAUGAGGUCACAUGGAUUCAAAGAAACACGAGGACUUAUAUCUGUUUCCAGUUUCAUGAAUAAGACUUGUAGUGAAUUAUUUCUCUGACAGAAAACAUUCCACUGCUGCGUUUUCUUUCUUAGAGUCGCUUCAGUUGAAAUUCUUCCUGUGGAAGAGAGUAAGAAGAUGAUUGUGUCCCUAUUGAGUACUUUACUGCCUGUGUGUGUGUGUGUGUGUGUGUGUGUGUGUGUGUGUGUGUGUGUGUGUGUGUGUGUGUGUGUGUGUGUGUGUGUGUGUGUGUGUGUGUGUGUGUGUGUGUGUGUGUGUGUGUGUGUGUGUGUGUGUGAGUGUGAUUGAGUGAGAAAGAGUGAGAAAGACAACAGUGUGCCAGUAAAUAUUAGCAUCAAAACAUACCAUUUCAGUAUCCCUCAGAUACAUCAUGAAAUGUUCUUUUACUCAAUAAAUGAAUAUGAUGUUAAUUACAACAUUUAACAUGAUUGAGGACCUGAACAGAGGUGAUAAUGAUUGAAUUGAUUAAUGAAUUAAUCCCAAUUAAUCUUCAAGACACUUGCUGCUGUGAUCAUUUUCUAACAGUUGAUUUUAACACGUCAAUUUCAUGUAAUAUUUUUACUGUUUACAGCUGUUGAACACAUAUUUCUUUCUAGUUUUUAAGUGUAAAAAAAUGAAAUAAAUGUGAAAAUCUAAAUAUUAAUCACCAAAAUGUCAAGACUAUUACUGUAAUAAAGAGCAAUUAUAUAUUCUGUGUUUUGGAAAAAUCGUAAUAAACUUAUUUUCACAUUUGU